Molecule: messenger RNA, 307 nt
Organism: Meloidogyne enterolobii
Lineage: Eukaryota; Metazoa; Nematoda; Chromadorea; Rhabditida; Meloidogynidae
Source: the annotation of a GenBank genome assembly
UUCUCAGUUCCUAUUCACCAUAGAUUGUUGUGUAGCCUCUAUUAUUCUGAUUUUCUUUAGCCUUAUGUAUGAAUCAGAAAACUGCUUGAAAUCUAUGGGAUAUUGUGGAAAUCACUUGGAAAUUAAAAAAAUUUCCCCUUUUUUAUUUCCCUUUUACUUUGAAGAAACCCCCUCCCUUUUAAUUUCAACCCUCUUCCACCUCCACAAUAUAUUGGAAUGUUUUUAUAAAUUUUCUAAAUACAGCUGUUCAUUUUUAAAGAUAAUAUUUAUUAUUUCAAACAAUUGCCCUAAACACAGAUGCAAUUAA